UCUAGCUAGCGAUGUAGCGUCGCAGGUUGCUGACUCAAAACUUGUGAUUUUAUUUAACGUAUUUUUUUAAUUUUAUCUUUCUUCGAAAGCUUUAUUCGUUACAUAAGAUCUAGUACAUUUAAGUGAAUCCGAUAUCCACAUUUGCAGCGAAUACCUUGAUCGAAUUAUCGUCCGCUGAAACAUGCGAACAAGAAUACCAUGAAUUAACAAAGUGUCAUCGUCAGGGAGUGUCUUCAAGAGCUUCGCUUUGUCAGUUCUGUUGAAUUUCUCGAAGUCACGUAUCAAUGUUGUGACAUUCUCAAUCGAGAAAUUAAUAAAAUACUCGAAUCUUGAAUCUGGAAAUUAUAAAAUGUCUGUUGUAUAAUUACAAAAUGUCCGUAAUGAUGUCUCGUUUAUUAAUUACUGCGGUGUUUUCGCUAAUCCUCUCACUUCCCGCGUUUGCACAAAAUAUCCUAUAUGGAGAAGAGUACAAGUGUCCCCAACAUUGGAUACAAUUCCAAGAAUCGUGUUAUCGUUUUGUCAAAAGCCCGUUGAGACCACGAGAAGAUGCACGUAGAAAUUGUCAAGCAUUCCAAAGUGAUCUGCUUACCAUUAAUACAAUGGAGGAGCAUGGGUUCGUGCUCUAUCAAUUAUUGUGGCAAGAUCCACAACAUCGCAGAUGGUAUACCGGAAUCAAACUCCAAAAUGGCCUAUGGAUAAACGAGGCAGACAGUACGACAUUGAUAAACAUGGAUAAUGCUUUUCUACCUGAGGACAAUAUAUUAGGAAGAGAUUAUUUAGCGUAUUCCUAUUCCAAUAGUCUCCAGCGUUGGGGACUAGAAAAGGUUACUGGUAGAGAAGAAUUGUUGUAUAUCUGUGAAGCACCUAUUGCUACUCUUCACAACUUGGUGGAAGAGGAUCGUACUUAUCAGUAUGGAAUCAACAUUGACAACCCACUUCAAAUACCAAGGGGACCAUAUUUUAUAAAACAGCCUAUAAACAAAGUAUUCGAUCAGUCAAAGAGAAAUGUAAGAAAUGAUGUCUCUUUAAGCUGUUUGGCAGGUGGUUAUCCUACACCUACUUACGAAUGGUUCAGGGAGACAUAUGUAAAUGAUCUACUUGUUGCAAUAAAAAUAGAUCCUCUUGUAGACAGAAAAUUUACUGUGAGCGGUGGAACACUUAUCAUCUAUGAUCCGAAUUCGAAAAUAGAUUCUGGCUUGUAUCAUUGUAAGGCAACUAACAAAUUUGGCACAAUUAUUUCUGAAAGCGCUGAACUGUCAUUCGGAUUCAUCAAUGAGUUUAAUUUAAAACGUUCCGAAGAGCGUGGAGAUAAUCAUUGGGGUAAAGUAAUGUACUGCGAUCCACCACAGCAUUUCCCAGAUGUAUCAUAUUAUUGGGUGCGUGAAUAUUUUCCCAAUUUCGUCGAGGAGGAUAAACGCGUAUUUGUCUCACAUGAUGGAGCGCUUUACUUUUCUGCUUUGGAAACAAUUGAUCGAGGAAAUUAUUCUUGCUACGUUCAGAAUAUUGCAUUCGAUAUCGGACGUAAUGGUCCAUUCUUUCCAUUAAAAGUGGACAUGCACUCUUCUUUCCAACAGUUGAAAUUUCCUAAUAAUUUUCCAAAAGCGUUUCCAGAAGCACCAAUAGCUGGAGAAACUGUUAGAUUGGAAUGCAUUGCGUUUGGAUAUCCUGUUCCAUCAUACAAUUGGACAAAAAGAGGUUCUAUUUUGCCGCGUGGAGCAUAUACAGCAAAUUUCAAUCGGGUAUUGAUAUUACCUCGUGUACACGUAGAGGAUCAAGGCGAAUAUGUUUGCCGAGUGUAUAACGACAGACUAUCCAUCGAAAAUUCUGUGCAGUUGACCAUACAGGCGACGCCUAAUUUCACCAUCCCGUUGGUUGAUAAGCACAUGGAUGAUCAUGCGGAUUUAACUUGGACCUGUGAAGCAUUCGGCAUACCGGAUGUCACUUAUAGUUGGUUUAAAAACGGAAAACUCUUGGACUCUUUAUCACUUGAAGAGAGAGAUCGUUAUACUAUACAAGAUAAUGUACUAAAUAUACAUCAUGUGGAUUCUGAAAAGGAUCAGGGCAUGUAUCAAUGCUGCGCGAGGAAUCAACUGAGAACAACGUAUUCAUCGGCUCAACUUAGAGUCUUGUCAUUGAAACCUUCCUUCAAGAAACGGCCUAUGGAAUCUGAGACAUAUGCGGCGGAAGGAGGUAACGUUACUAUUAUGUGCAAUCCCGAAGCCGCACCUAGGCCGAAAUUUAUUUGGAAGAAAGAUGGGAAUAUAAUCGGAUCGGGCGGUAGGCGAAGAAUUCUAGAAACUGGAAAUCUUAUUAUCAGUCCGGUAUCACGAGACGACGAAGGGACAUACGUGUGCACAGCAACGAAUCAGUAUGGCAAUGAUGAAACCCGUGGACGACUGAUCGUGCUACGUGGACCACAAUUUGUCCAAAGAUUGCCAUCACAGAUAAUUCUAUAUUAUAAUAAUAAUCUGACAUUACACUGUUUGGGUCAUAUUGACGAAAUGUUAGAUAUAGCGUAUAUCUGGACGCAUAAUGGUAUGCGUAUACGUGAUAAGGAUUUGCAGAAUAAUCCGCGAUUAAAUAUCGAUGGCGAAUAUUUAAAUAUUAUAAAUGCUACAUUCACUGAAGCUGGUGAAUACGAAUGUAUCUUGAAAAGCGCCGUUGGCGCAAUAUCGAGCAAGCUUAAUCUGAUCGUACAGGGACCACCGGGACCACCUGGUGGAGUACAAGUUAUGAAUAUCUUUAAAACUUCAGCCACAUUACGGUGGAGCGACGGUGCCAUGAAUGGCAAACCAAUAACUAUGUAUACAAUCAGUGCGCGAACAGAUUGGAAUCAAACAUGGUUUUCUCUCGUAGAAAAUAUUACAGCUUUUGAAGCGGAUAGAUACAAUGGCCGAAAAGAGGCGAAUCUCGAGAACGUUCUGAAUCCUUACUCCACUUAUGAAUUCCGUGUGCUUGCCUUUAAUGAAUUUGGUUACGGCCCGCCGUCGUUACCCUCACCUCGAUACAGCACUCCGUCCGAUAAACCUGCAAAAGCACCGUCGAAUAUUAGUGGUGGCGGAGGAAAAAUUGGUGAUCUCACGAUCACGUGGGAUCCUCUCAAUCCGUCCGAUCAGAACGGUCCUGGAGUCUAUUACAAGAUAUUCUGGCGUCGCAAAGGAUAUGAAAAGGAAUUUCAGUCGUUAUCCCUGCAGGAAUACGGUAAUAUCGGUAGCAGUGUCGUGCCGAUUCCACAGCAGUAUUACUACACAGAAUACGAAGUGAAAGUACAAGCGAUCAAUGCAAUGGGCGAAGGACCUGUAUCUAAUAUCGAGACAGUCUACAGCGCGGAAGACAUGCCGCAAGCUGCGCCGCAAUUAGUGUACUCCAUGAGUUACAACAGCACUAGCUUGAACGUUACUUGGCAGCCUAUUGAGCAGACCCGCGAGCGAGUGCGAGGCAAGCUGAUCGGUCACAGAAUCAAGUAUUGGCAGAAGACUAUUUCCGAAGAGGAUGCUACUUAUUACUUAUCACGCACUACUCGUCCUUGGUCUCUUGUUGUUGGAUUGCAGCCAGAUACAUAUUAUUACGUAAAGGUAAUGGCCUAUAAUUCUGCCGGAGAAGGUCCGGAGAGUGAGCGAUUCCUAGAGCGAACUUAUCGCAAACCACCGCAGAAACCACCGUCCUCAGUGAAUAUAUAUGGUGUAAACCCAUCAACGAUAAGGGUCGUCUGGCGUUAUGUGACACCGAGUCUGGAGGAAGAACCAUUGAUUGGAUACAAAAUACGUGUAUGGGAAUACGAUCAAGACAUGAGCACAGCUAAUGACACGAUAGUACCAGGUGGUUCUAAACUAGAGGCUUAUGUCAAUAAUCUAAGUCCAGGCAAGAGAUACCGUCUAAGAGUGCUCGGAUUCAGUAACGGUGGUGACGGUCGAAUGUCGAGUCCUACCCAUUCAUUCCAAAUGGGUGACACUGAAGCUUUUAGGAGCAGCGCUGGAAGUAAUAUCUUAGACAUCACUCUGGGGAUAAUUUUCUUGUUGCUUUUACGAAUCUACGAUUACAUAUAAUAUAACAUCAUUAAUAACUGAAG
Messenger RNA from Acromyrmex echinatior (Panamanian leafcutter ant), 4069 nucleotides. Its product is annotated as contactin. Gene Ontology annotation, cellular component: axon; plasma membrane. Gene Ontology annotation, biological process: cell-cell adhesion; axon guidance. NCBI's taxonomy places the organism in Eukaryota, Metazoa, Arthropoda, Insecta, Hymenoptera, Formicidae. Gene Ontology annotation, molecular function: protein binding. The record is from RefSeq and is a predicted model, not a curated record.